AUGAAUGUUAAUUCACUUCGUUCACUUGAAUGCAGUGUAUGCUUACAACCAUUUAUUAAUCCAGUUAAAUUACCUUGUGGACAUUCCUUUUGUUUUCUGUGUGUCAAAGGUGUAGCUAAUGUUAGCCAUAACUGUGCUCUUUGCCGAAAACCAUUUCCACGUGAAUUAAUCGAUAAACCUAAUGUAUUAGCAUUAGAACUACGUGAUGAUGAAUCACUCUCAUCAAUAACGUCAACACAUCGUCAUGUAUGGUAUUAUGAAGGUCGUAAUGGUUGGUGGAUGUAUGAUCAACGAACAAAUGAUGAAAUAGAUCAAUCAUUUAGACGUGGUGAUAGACGAUUAGAAAUACUUAUUGUUGGUCAUCUUUAUGUUAUUGAUUUUGAAAAUAUGCAUCAAUAUCGUUUAAAUGAUACACAACGUCGACGAAGAAUAAAAUAUGAUCUAAUGUCUGCACCAAAAAAAGGUGUUGGAGGAUUAAAACUUGAUCGACAAAGAAAUACUCAAUACAAUCCACCAAUUACCGAUGCACCUGUUGUACCAUCUUUAGCUUCAUCCGUUCCAUCGAUAAUUGCAAAUUCUUCUUCAUCGGAUCAAACUGUUGUAAUUAGAUCUCGAUCAAAUGCUGACGGUGAAGAACCAACAUCAUCACCUGUUGUUGCUUCACCUGUACUUCUUCCGCAAGAUGAUACGAAUCGAAUAGCGAUUCGACAACCAGCCGAUGGUUUUGGUAAUUCAAAUACAACAACUUGGCGAACAAAUAAUAAUAACAACAAUAAUAAUGAAGAACAUCAUGUAACAUCAUGGAGUAGUGAUGAGGAUGACGAUGAAGUUCCACCAUCAUCACGACUUCGACCUGUACUUAUUGGUGGUGAAGAUGACACGCAAAAUCAUCAUUCUGAUGAUGAAGAUACAUUAUUAACGAAUCUUUCAUUAAAUGCAAAUAAUUAA
Rotaria sp. Silwood2 is the source of this 948-nucleotide messenger RNA. The record is from the annotation of a GenBank genome assembly. Lineage: Eukaryota; Metazoa; Rotifera; Eurotatoria; Philodinida; Philodinidae.